Molecule: messenger RNA, 1179 nt
Organism: Triticum turgidum subsp. durum (durum wheat)
Lineage: Eukaryota; Viridiplantae; Streptophyta; Magnoliopsida; Poales; Poaceae
Source: the annotation of a GenBank genome assembly
AUGAUAGUGACAUUGAUGAACUUUCUACGGGCGUGUUGGAGACCUUCAUCCAACCGGCAUGCCCGGACAGGCUCAGAUGCUACCGGUAGGCAGGAUGGACUUCUAUGGUACAAGGACACUGGGGAGCAUGUAAAUGGCGACUUCUCCAUGGCUGUUGUCCAGGCCAAUAACCUACUUGAGGACCAGUGUCAGAUUGAGUCGGGUCCGUUGAGCUUUCUCGACUCUGGUCCAUACGGCACUUUCGUCGGGGUUUACGAUGGGCACGGUGGACCAGAGACAGCUUGCUACAUCAACGAUAACCUCUUCAACCAUCUUAAAAGGUUCGCUUCGGAACAGAAUGCAAUGUCUGCUGAUGUACUGAAGAAAGCAUAUGAAGCUACAGAAGAUGGAUUCUUCUCUAUCGUCACCAAGCAAUGGCCUGUCAAGCCUCAAAUAGCGGCUGUUGGCUCAUGCUGUCUGGUUGGUGUUAUCUGUGGUGGCAUGCUUUAUGUUGCGAAUGUUGGGGAUUCUCGUGCUGUUUUAGGAAAACAUGUUAAAGCCACUGGAGAAGUGUUGGCUGUCCAACUGUCAGCAGAACAUAAUGUCAGCAUUGAGUCAGUGAGAAAAGAAUUGCAGUCAAUGCACCCUGAAGAUAGGCAUGUUGUUGUUCUCAAGCACAGUGUUUGGCGUGUAAAAGGCCUAAUUCAGGUCUGCAGAUCGAUCGGUGAUGCCUAUCUGAAAAAACAAGAGUUCAAUCGGGAACCUCUGUAUGCAAAAUUCCGUCUUCGUGAACCUUUUAACAGGCCCAUACUAAGUUCAGAACCAUCUAUUUGCGUUCAACCUAUACAGCCACAUGAUGAGUUUCUCAUAUUUGCAUCUGAUGGACUUUGGGAGCACUUAACCAACCAGGAGGCUGUUGACAUUGUUCAAAGUAGCCCUCGUAGUGGGAGCGCUAGGAGGCUCAUAAAAUCAGCCUUGCUAGAAGCAGCCAAGAAAAGAGAGAUGAGGUAUUCCGAUCUCAAGAAGAUCGACCGAGGUGUCCGUCGCCACUUCCAUGAUGACAUAACGGUCAUCAUACUCUACCUCGACUCGAGCCUCGUAAGCAGGGCGAGCACCCACAGGGGCCCUGCUGUUUCGCUAAGAGGCGCCGGCGUGAGCCUGCGCAGCAGCACGCUCGCACCUUAUGGGUCGCAGAUGUAA